AUGAGGUUCUCUACAGUGCCGGUCCUUUUGGGACUAGCUGGUCCCGCCUGCGCGAGUGCCCUUGCGAGACGGCAGGCGGGCUCUUUGCAGAGCUGCCCCGGGUAUGAGGCGAGCAAUGUGAAGGAUGAAGGAGCGAAGCUUACGGCGGAUCUGAGCCUUGCUGGAGAAGCCUGCAAUGCGUACGGCGAGGAUCUGACGAGCCUGAAGUUGGAGGUCGAGUACCAGACUGAGAACCGCUUGCACGUCAAGAUCUACGAUGCAGAUGAGCAGGUGUACCAGGUGCCUGAGAGCGUGUUCCCGCGACCUGGCAGCGACGAUUGCGAGGCUGAAGAGUCGGCGUUGGCUUUCCAGUGGAUGGAGAAGCCGUUCUCGUUCAGGGUGGUGAGAAAGAGCACCAAUGAAACGCUUUUCGAUACUUCGGCAGCCAGCCUGGUUUUCGAGAGUCAGUAUCUGCGGCUUAGGACGAGUCUACCAGACGCGCCUCACCUGUAUGGCUUGGGGGAACAUACGGAUCCUUUCCAGCUGAACACUACCAACUACACUAGAACCAUGUGGAACCGUGACGCAUACGGCGUUCCCGGAGGUACCAACCUAUAUGGACACCAUCCGAUCUACUUCGACCACCGUGGCUCUUCUGGCACCCACGGCGUCUUCCUUCUGAGCUCGAACGGCAUGGAUAUCAAGAUCGACAACACUGACGGCCAGUUCCUCGAAUACAAUACCCUUGGUGGUGUUCUGGACUUCUACUUCAUCGCUGGCCCGACACCCAAGGACGUGGCCGUACAGUACUCUGAGAUCGUCGGAAAGCCCGCCAUGCAGCCGUACUGGGGUUUCGGCUUCCAUCAGUGCAGGUAUGGGUACCAGGAUGUGUAUGCUGUGGCUGAGGUUGUUGCAAACUACUCGGCAGCAGGCAUUCCACUUGAGACUAUGUGGACUGAUAUCGACUACAUGGAGCUUCGUCGCGUCUUUACCCUGGACCCGGAAAGAUUCCCUCUCGAAAAGGUCCGGGAACUCGUCAACUACUUGCACGAACACCAGCAGCAUUAUGUCGUCAUGGUGGAUCCUGCGACUUGGCGAGGUGAUUAUGAGGCGUACAACGAGGGCGUCAGCCGUGAUAUAUUCUCUAAGCUACCCAAUGGCACAAUCUACGUUGGCGCGGUAUGGCCUGGACCUACGGUUUUCCCUGACUGGUUCCAUCCCUCAACUCAAGGAUACUGGGACGACCAGUUCCUGAAGUUCUUUGACGCUGAUACUGGUGUCGACAUCGAUGCGCUCUGGAUUGAUAUGAACGAGGCAGCGAACUUCUGCCCGUACCCUUGCGCCGACCCUGAUGCAUUUGCAAACAAAUCAGGAAACCCUCCUAAACCACCACCAGUGCGGAACAACUCUGGUCGCCCGAUCCCAGGCUUUCCUGGGGACUUCCAACCCCCGCCAACUUCACAGCGUUUGCUGGUACGCCAGGAGAACGGAACCGACAACUGGCUUGGUCUUCCCGGACGCGAUCUCAUCAACCCCGAGUACAAGAUUCAGAACGCUGCAGGCUCCAUCAGUAACUUGACAGCGCCGGCAGAUAUCUUGAACUACGACGGCACUCACCAAUACGACACCCACAAUCUCUACGGCAGCAUGAUGUCAAUCGCGUCGCGUCAAGCUCUGCUUGCUCGUAGGCCCGAACGACGCCCGCUUGUCAUCACCCGCUCCACAUACGCUGGCGCUGGCUCACACGUGGGCAAGUGGCUCGGAGACAACCUCUCCACAUGGCACCACUACAAGAACUCCAUCAGUGGUAUUCUCCAAUUUGCGUCCAUCUUCCAGGUUCCCAUGGUCGGUGCUGACGUCUGUGGCUUCGGUGACAACACCACCGCGACCCUGUGCUCCCGCUGGGCCUGGCUGGGUGCUUUCUACCCCUUCUUCCGAAACCACAAUGGCUUUGACUCCAUCGCCCAAGAGUUCUACCUAUGGCCGGAAGUGAUCGAGGCAAGCAAGAACGCAAUCGACACUCGCUACCGCCUCAUCGACUACAUCUACACAGCUCUCCACAAGCAAUCCGAGACCGGCCUUCCGCUCCUCAACCCCCUCUUCUUCCAUUACCCAGAGGACCUCAAUACCGCCCCCAUCGACCUGCAAUUCUUCUUCGGCGACGACCUCCUCGUCAGCCCCGUCACCGAGGAAAACAGCACAGACGUGUCCAUCUAUCUCCCUAAAGAUACCUUCUACGACUUCUUCACGCACGAGAAGGUUGAGGGUGCGGGGUCGUUUGUCAACUUGACGGGUGUCGCGUUUACGACGAUGCCGCUGCACAUCCGCGGUGGGUCGAUUAUUCCUCUGCGCGCGGAGUCGGCGAAUACGACGACUGAGGUGAGGAAGAAGGACUUCGUUCUGCUUGUCGCGGUGAACGCCACGAACCAGGCAAGCGGCGCGCUCUACCUGGAUGAGGGUGAUGCGGUUGAGCAGCCGGAAACUAGCAUGAUUAAUUUCAGCUAUGACAACGGGAAGUUGAGCGUUGAGGGCACAUUUGGGUACAAGACCGAUCUUGUAAUCAAGAGUGUUACGGUUCUCGGUGCCAACGCCAACUCGACCGGCGGUGGGUAUCAGACGGAGGAGAGCGCCGCGAGCAAGAGCUUCGACGGGCCGAUUAGUCUGAGUGAAGCGUCGAGUCACACUUUGUAA
Molecule: messenger RNA, 2670 nt
Organism: Didymosphaeria variabile
Lineage: Eukaryota; Fungi; Ascomycota; Dothideomycetes; Pleosporales; Didymosphaeriaceae
Exons: 8
Coding region: 1-2670 (889 amino acids)
Biological process (GO): carbohydrate metabolic process
Molecular function (GO): carbohydrate binding; hydrolase activity, hydrolyzing O-glycosyl compounds
Source: RefSeq, a predicted model, not a curated record